Molecule: messenger RNA, 1523 nt
Organism: Hydra vulgaris (swiftwater hydra)
Lineage: Eukaryota; Metazoa; Cnidaria; Hydrozoa; Anthoathecata; Hydridae
Source: RefSeq, a predicted model, not a curated record
GAAACUAUUCGUAACUUCUAUAUGAAGUAAAAAUUUAAGUAAUCUAACAUAAAUAAAUGAUUUCACUUGCUGGUGACACCUUUCACAGUCGAAGUAGGUAUGAUUUAUUAACUCCUACAUUAAAGCAUGUUAAGUUAGAUACAGAUAAAGAAGACGGAUUGAAAUACGCUUCUUUUAUUCAAUCAUUAAACUCUGGUGAUAAAAGAUGUUUAAGCAGGAUGAACAGAUUGAAAAUCCACUCCGACAAUUCUGAUGUUAAAACCGAUUUGUUUCCAAAUGAACAUAAUUUAGAAUUAAUUACUAAUAAGCAAAGUGAAACCACAAGCAACAAAAAUGAGCAAUUAAAAGUAAACAACGAAUUGAAGGAAUAUAACUUAAACGGAAAAAGACCAAUAGCUUCAAGAAAAGAAAUAAGAGAAGAUAAAUCCAAUUUGAAAUUUAAAACAAAUGAUACAUUUUUAAACUUGGAACAGCUUAAAUAUAAAGAAAUGGCACAUAUCAUGGCUGCAAAGCAAUCAAAAGUUGAGAAGUUGCUUCAAGGUUUUGAAAUGAAAACAUCUGAUGGGCCUGCAGAAGAAAUUCAUGCAAAACAAGACAGUAUUGCAAGAACCAAUAAAUUUGAAUCAAAAAAAAGCAAAAAAAUUUUUAACGUAAAAAGGAAACAUAAAAACGAUAAAGACCCAACGACAACUAAUAAAUGUCAAACGAAAAAUGAUGAAAAAGUAAAGGAGGUUGACAUGAGACGAGCGUUUAUACAAAAAAUGAUAACUGAUCAAAGAAUACAAAAAAAUGCUAUGAAUAGAGAAGAGUUUUUAAGCAGAUAUCACACCUUAAAUGAAAUUGCAAAAACUGAAGAAUUCCAACACAGUUUACUUCAUUACACGAAGUCAGCCACUAGACAAAAAAUAAAAGAGAGUAAUUUAGAAAACCAGUUGAAUGAAUUAAAAAAAAUUUAUAAAAAAAAACACUUAUCGAUAGAUGAAACAAGAAGAAAACUAUUUGAAGUACAGAAGAAAAACAAUGACUUAUUAAGGGUAACGACAAUGUCUUGUCAAAAUACCGAAGAACAGCUUAAACAACAACUACGUAAAGAAGAAGAACAGAUAGCCAGAGUAAUGUUUGAAAAAGAAGAAAAGUUACAAACGUUAAAAAAGAUAAAAAUGGAGUUCAAUGGAGAUAAAUUUUCUAUGUACCAACAAAUUAAACAAGAUCAAAGAGACCACCCAAUUACCACUCACCAGGGACAACUUGGCGUUUGUUAAAGUCUGAUGGAAAAUUAAAAUGAAAUUAACCAAAAUCACAUGUUUACACUACAUUUUUUCAAAAUUUACCAAAUAAAGCCGAAUCACAUUAUGCUAAUCAAAGAAACAUAUUACGCAAAAAUGUUCUACAAGCAAAAAGCAAAAAACUUUAAUGGUAAAAUAUUUAAAGAACUCUAUAAACAUCAUCUAAAUGUAUAUAUUUUAAAUAACUCGUAAUUCGAAGAUGCUUUAUUUAUUUGACGAUUUUUUUGUAAACUUUCU